CUGCAGCGAGACGAGGCCGGGAGACCAGAUUAGGAAAGUCGCGAGUCCCUUUGUCUGCUCUCCGCAGCGACGCGCUGGGCGGGGCAGGGAGGGGGGAGAGGGAGAGCCGGUUCCCGCCCCGGAAGCGGAAGUGCGGGCGCCGCGAGAUCCUGUCCAGUGCGAGCCCGGCCGGUGCGCCAGUCGUUCCGCCUGCUGGUCACUUCGCGCCCUCUCUGCUGCUCGUGUGCCCCUCACCGGCCGCGCCAUGCUGUCUCUAGAUUUUUUGGACGAUGUGCGGCGAAUGAACAAGCGGCAGCUCUAUUAUCAAGUCCUAAAUUUUGGAAUGAUUGUCUCCUCGGCACUGAUGAUCUGGAAGGGGCUAAUGGUCAUAACUGGAAGUGAAAGUCCAAUUGUAGUGGUGCUCAGUGGCAGCAUGGAGCCAGCAUUUCAUAGAGGAGAUCUUCUCUUUUUAACAAAUCGAGUUGAAGAUCCCAUCCGAGUGGGAGAAAUUGUUGUUUUUAGGAUAGAAGGAAGAGAGAUUCCUAUAGUUCACCGAGUCUUGAAGAUUCAUGAAAAGCAAAAUGGACAUAUCAAGUUUUUGACCAAAGGAGAUAAUAAUGCUGUUGAUGACCGAGGCCUCUAUAAACAAGGACAACACUGGCUAGAGAAGAAAGAUGUCGUGGGGAGAGCAAGGGGCCCCUAGCAACCACUCAUCUACUUUCUGCUCUGUGGAUUGCCCGUUCUGGACAUUUCAUAUAAACGGAAUCUCACAAUAUGUGGUCUUAAUUUACGUCUGGCUUCUUUCACCUUGCAUCAUGCCUUCGAGGUUUGUUCAUGAAACUAAUACUGAACCAACUAAGUAUUUAAUAGGGGUGAUUCUUUCUCAGUUGAGGUGGUUGAAAACACAGGAGGAGCAAGAGGAGAAGAGGGCGAGAGAAGGAGGAGCAAGAGGAGAAGAGGGCGAGAGACAGGCCGGAGGCUGGGAACGGAGAACAUUGACAAUGAAGAGCGACGUAAAAGAGAAGGAAGAAGUAGAGUAAUUGAGCUCUCUGUUGACUAAAACCAGUUUUAAGGAUGAGGCUUUUAAAAUGUACCUUUUACUCAACUUGAAACAGAUUAUUCUGGGGUAGAAACAAUGAUCCUUUUUCAGUCAGCUGCUGAGGUCCGGACUUCCCAGAUAGAGGCCCCUUUGACGUCUGACAAAUUAUGUUCUCCAAAUGUCAGCAGGUAGUCGUUCCAUUUGAGGCUCCAUCCUCACCAGCACCUCCCAGGGGCACGUAUUCUGCCCCACGCUACCUUCUAGAUGUUAGCUCGGCACAGGCUGCUGUUGGGGCUGGCUUUGUGGGCAGCAUGUUUGACCUUCUUCUGCUUAUUGUCAACUCUGCUGUAGCUGAGUUUCUCCAGCAGUAGGAAGAAAAGUGCAGCUGAUUUGAAUUGUAGAUGACUAAUGGGAGAGGCGUUCUGUCCUUGAUCAGCAACCCUUUGCUGUCUCUGUGGAGGAAAACAGACAGAUAAUUAAAUCUUUUCUUUGACUUCGGACUGCCUCUCAUAUUAUUUGUUUUCAUUACUCCUAAAGACCAAGUUGCUUCCAUUUCUCUUGUGGUGGGGCAGGGAGAAACCAGCCUUAGGGGACCAUGUUUCCAGGGAUAACUGUGUGAUCACUCGAGCAUGGAUACCGCGCGGAGGGAACAGCGCACGUCUUUCCGUGAGAACGGCUCCUGGUGGAUCAUCAGCCCAGAAUCAGCAGCCUGCUGCUGUUUCAGUAGAAAUCACAGAUAGUUUUGUCGCUUUUAGCCUGAUAUUACUGUGAGGCGUCUGCCGUCACCUUCUUAAAUUAAAUGAGUUAUGUUCACUGAAAGCUACUGCUUGUAUGAAGAUUUCAUAAGUGAGACAAAAGAAAUAACUUAUCAUAUUACAAAGAAAAGAUACAUAUUUAAAAACACAGAAAACCCCUGUCUGCCCUCCUAGCGCUUAGCUCUGCCGUCCUGUAGGGACUGUUACUCUUCAGCUCUUAGAGGCUCCAGGGUCCUAGGAAGGGAUAGUAUUUGCCACCACAUGCCUGUUGCAGGCCUCUCUAGCUAGAACUGAGCUGCCGGUGCUGUGCUGUGCAGAAGCAUUAUUCCACAGAUGCUCUGACUCAGUAACUGUGAGGGAGAUACAGCAAGCUGCGUUUUUAACAGGCUAUGCAGGUGAUGCUGACGAAGGAGGCUUGGUUUUAGGAAACAUCAGCUUGCAGAAUGGAAGUUUGGGGAUGGGGAGAGGUGGGUGUGUGUGUGUGUGGUAAUGCUGCCAGAAGGGAGAGGGACAGGAUGGGGUGAGGACAGGAGACAGGAAGUAAGAGGAGUUCUUCAAAGGAGGGAAGUGCACCAAAGACAAAAUUUCUGUUUUUCGAGCUUGCCUAUGGCUUUGAUGGUGGAGGCGUUAUGUGGGAGGUGAUUUCUGUUUGUGCACCUUUGGGAUGAUGGUGCACAGGUUGUGGAUGCCCUGAAUAGAAAUAUCUGGGCUAUUUUAAAGUACACAAAGUUCAGUCUCCACCUCAGCCCAACCUCCCUUCUCUAGGACAAACUCUAGGUCAGUAUCAUGGGGCCCAUUCUAGAGUCCAGCUGUAAGAGAGGAGGAGAAAAAAGAAAGUUGUGCGUUUCCUCCCACAGUAAUGGUACCCUGCUAACCUUUCCUUUCUCCCCUGAAUUCUUACGAGGUUGAGGAGUGCUUUCUGUUGGGAGAAGUGAAGUCCGGAGUAAACAAGCUCUCCAAGGGAAAAGAAGAGAAGAGGCCUGGACAUCCAGACAUUCCAUCAGGCAGUGUUUACUAGAUGCCUACUCUGUACAGGGGUUACGUCCGGCCCUGAGGAUACAGUGGGGAGCAAGACUGGCAUCGUCUCUGCUCUCGUGGAGCUCGGAGUCGAGUGGGAGAGACAGACACUAUAGAACUAGUUGUGCAACCAAUUAUGUAAUAAUUUCUCCUUUGGAGAAAGGAAAUAUAUCAGGUCUAUGGUAUUUAUUUUAACAGGUGGUUUUAUCUGUAUCUGGUUUAAGGGGAUAAACUUUAGGGGCAAGGAAAAAGAAAGCUAGUGAAAAAAACAAGGGAUAGCAGCCAUGAGGUAGUUGGAGAAAUAGAUUUGUGGUGUGUUCGAGAAACCAAGGAGGGAAGGGAUUUUGAGGGAAGUUUGUGGUCCUCAAAGUCAGAUUCUGCAGAGAUGAAAAGGAAGAUGGAAGGUGAGACUGGUCUACUGCAUACAGCGAUUUAAACUGUUCUGGAAGAAAUUUUGGGGUCAGGAGAGCCAGAGGCAGGUUACAGGUGGUUAACAAAUGAGUGGGUGGUGAAAUCUGAAGUGCUGUAACGGAGCUCUUAUGCUCACUUUUUGGUUACUUAACGUGAAGUACCUUGUAAUGGUCUGGCUGUGUUUGCCUUGUUGCCCCAGCUAGAUUGACCGCUCCUGGAAGGUCAUGACAACACACCCAGCCCCUAGCGCUGACUCCGCGUGUAGUGCGAGAGUCCCCAUCUGGGGGCCUGAGACUUUAGGUCUGGUGCUCGUUCUCCUGCACCGAAACCGCGUACCUCGGCCACGAGCAUCUGUUUCCUCAUCUGUAAAAUGGUGGUACUCCUAACUUCCCUGUCACAUGAGUCGUUGGAAGGAUCUAAUAGGACAGUCUGUACAAAUGGACUUUGUGACCUGAAAAUCAGUUUUCUGUGAAAGAUACUGAGAAUAUUCGGUAAAUGAGACUGGCUACCGAGGAAGUUCUGUGAUGACCAGUUUUCUGUUUGCCUGUUU
This is a messenger RNA of Ailuropoda melanoleuca (giant panda), 3751 nucleotides long. It is a transcript of the gene SEC11A, whose product is annotated as SEC11 homolog A, signal peptidase complex subunit. Bases 245 to 682 code for a protein of 145 amino acids. The transcript is spliced from 5 exons. Gene Ontology annotation, cellular component: membrane; signal peptidase complex. Gene Ontology annotation, molecular function: serine-type endopeptidase activity. The record is from RefSeq and is a predicted model, not a curated record. NCBI's taxonomy places the organism in Eukaryota, Metazoa, Chordata, Mammalia, Carnivora, Ursidae.